This is a messenger RNA of Lichtheimia ornata, 427 nucleotides long. RefSeq lists its product as uncharacterized. NCBI's taxonomy places the organism in Eukaryota, Fungi, Mucoromycota, Mucoromycetes, Mucorales, Lichtheimiaceae. The transcript has a single exon. The record is from RefSeq and is a predicted model, not a curated record. The annotation marks the transcript as partial.
AUGUCUCAACCAACCUCAAUCAGUGGUGCUGAUACCCAAGCACAAUCAUCUCCUGAACCAAUCUCUCUUGGAUCACCUAUUUCCAUUCAAGCUGCUUCAUCCAUGGGCGAUUGGGACACGGCGUCUAUCUCGCAAUUGCUUGAAGAGCCAAUGGAUCUGGACUUCGGCAUGGACCAAGCUUUGAGUGCCAACAGUGUGUUGUCGUCAAACAUUAGCUUUCAUGACACAAGCAAUACACCUACCACUCCUGAAACAAGCGUACAAGCCAACAGCCAAUUACCUACCGGGACCAUUCAUAGCAUUCACGCAAGCUCUGAAACGUUGCUUGACAACGCCAUCAACCAAUACAAACAACAAUUGGACGAAUUGAUCAAGACGUUUACACGUGCCAUGGCUGCUGGAAACCGUAAUCAUCUCAAAAGACUGU